Molecule: messenger RNA, 3747 nt
Organism: Macrosiphum euphorbiae (potato aphid)
Lineage: Eukaryota; Metazoa; Arthropoda; Insecta; Hemiptera; Aphididae
Source: the annotation of a GenBank genome assembly
AUGAAAAUUAAACAGUUCCAAAAAACGGUUGUAUCAACAUGGUCACCAAAAUCAAAUUAUCCAAUCAACAUAGCAAUGGGUACAGCAGCCCAACAAUUAGAUGCUUCAUUUAACACAUCAUCAACGUUAGAACUGUAUACUGUACAACCUAAUGAUAUAACACUCAACGCAUCAAUUUCUACUGAUUGUCGGUUUCAUAAAUUAGUAUGGGGUGGUGCUAAUAGUAAUGAAGAAUGGGAUUCUGGCAUUAUUGCCGCAGGCUGUGAUAAUGGUGUUAUUCGUUUGUAUAAUGCAUUAAAGUUAGCAAGAAAUGUUGAUAGUAUAUUAGCUAAAAGUGAUCGUCAUGUUGGAUCAGUCAAAGCUCUCAAUUUUAAUUUAUUUCAAACAAAUUUAUUUGCAUCUGGUGCGUCUGAAUCAGAAAUAUUUAUUUGGGAUUUGAACAGUAUGAGUACUCCAAUGACUCCAGGAUCUAAAUCAGAAACUUUAGAAGAUGUAAUUGAUUUAGCAUGGAAUAAUGAAGUUCAACACAUUCUUGGUUCAUUGUUUCAUAAGUAUACUGUUGUAUGGGAUUUACGUAAGAAUGAACCAAUCAUUAAAUUAUCAGACAGCAAUUCAAAAGUUAAAUGGAAAGCAAUGUCUUGGAACCCUAAAGUGGCAACACAAGUAUGCAUUGCAUCAGAAGAUGAUCAAAAUCCAGUUAUUCAACUAUGGGAUUUAAGAUAUGCAUCGUCACCUGUUAAAAAUUUAAUGGGACAUCAAAAGGGCAUAUUGUCAAUGUCAUGGUGUUCCGAGGAUCCAGAUUUAUUAAUAAGUUGUGGAAAAGACAAUCGUAUACUUAUAUGGAAUCCAAGUAGUGAGAAUGAUGAAAAUUUGCUGGUAUGUGAAUUAGAACAUAAUAACCAGUGGAACUUUGAGAUAAACUGGUGUCCAAAAGAUCCAUUAUUGAUAGCUACAUCUAGUUUUGAUGGGCUAACAACUGUAUAUUCAAUAAACGAUCUACAGAAUUCCGAUGAUCAGAAAAUAAGUGGUCAAAAUGGAAAUAUCAACUCUCAAUGGAAAACAGUAUCUAGUUUAACAAACGCUCCCAAGUGGCUUCAGAGAAACUGUGGUGCAUCAUUUGCAUUUGGUGGUUGUUUGGUGUCAUUUGAUGGUUCACUUAAGGCAGUUCAAUUAAACAAGACAGUGAUUGAAUCUGAUUUAUUGGUGUGGUCUGAGCAUCUAAGUAAAAUCUUAAAUAAUGGAAACUAUGAAGGAUUUUGUCAUAGUAAAAGUGAAAUGACUCCUGAUGGUAAUAAUCACAUAAUAUGGAAAUUUUUAAAAACUAUGUUUCAAAGUAAUCCCAAGGAAGCACAGUUGGAGAUACUUGGAUAUUCAACUAAAAAAGAAGAAAAUGAUGGAUUUCAUUCUAAUCUUUCUAAUAUUCAAGAAGAACACAAUAUUGUGGCUAAGUUUAAUGAUUUCAAUUUAAAAUCUUCUAACCCUAAUGAUUUGCAGGACUUAAUAUAUCAGUCACUUCUUAUUGGAAAUUUGUCUACGGCUGCAGAUUUGUUUUUAGAUAAUGGAAAGCCAGUUGAAGCUUUAUUACUUGGCAUAAUCGCUGGUCCUAAGACAUUAUCUAGAAUACAAAAUAAAUACCUCAAGAAUUCAAAAGAACCAACUGCUGCUUUACUACAUGCAAUUGUGACUAAUGAUUGGAAUAAUCUGAUUGAAAAUUGCAAUUUAAAUUGUUGGAAAGAAAUAAUGACUGCCAUUCUAACUCAUACAAAUGGACCAAGUUUUGUUUCUUCUUUUGAAAAACUUGGCAAUCGUCUUGCAGCUAGUGAUGAUCUAAGCUUGUCACAAUAUGCACAGCUUUGUUAUAUCUGUUCUGGAAAUGUGGAAGCUCUUAUAGAUAAUAAAAAAGAUAUCAAAACAGUUGAGAAGCUACAAGAAUGUGUAGAAAUGGCAAUGAUGUUGCAUCAAUCAAAAUUGUCUAGUAAAUCUAAUUUGGAAGUUGGACAAAAAAUGUCAGAACUUUUAGUGAUGUAUAGUGAAACAUUGAUUUCUCAAGGUGAUCUGGAAGGAGCUUUGAGAUAUUUAGAGUUUACGAAUAAGGAUUAUAGCGUUGAUUUAAAAAAUCAACUAUAUAAAGCGCUAGGGAAAAAACAAACCGCUGAAAAUUCAAAUAAUAUUUUACAGAAAACAUCGAAUAUUGGUACCCAAGAUUUACGAAAAUACUCAACAUCAAGUGCUACAGGAACUGUAACGCCGGAACCACCUUUUCCGUCUUAUCCAAACAAAUAUAUUCAAGAUAAUGAUACAUAUCAAAAUCAUAGACAACUCCCCUCAAAUUAUCCACCUAAUAAUCAAUCUCAGCCAACAUAUAACAUAAAUAACCAGCCAACAUCUAUUUAUAACAAUCCUCUUACUAGUACACCAGAGUAUGGAAAUAGUUAUAUUAAUCAAACUAAUAUGCAAAAAACAGUACCUCCAACACCACCACCAGACUCUGGCAGUAGAUGUAUGACUCCUAGCAGUAUAAAGCCAGGGAAGCCUAAAUAUGUUGUUGAUCCUUCUGUUAAAGGAAAUAACAUUUAUGGCAGUUAUAACAAUGGAUUAGGAAAUCCAUCUAUGGCAAAUCCAUUGGGACAACAAAGCGGUUUUAAUACACAAAUGGGGCAACCAAAUACGUUAAACCAACCAUUUGUACAACAAAGUGGUUUUAAUUCACCAAUAGGACUACCACAACCUCAUAUAUUUAAUCAAACACUUGGACAACAAAGUAGUUAUAACCCAACAAUUGGACAACAAAAUAAUUUUAAUCCACUAGGGGGGCAAUCAAAUACUUUAAACCAACCAUUGGGACAACAAAGUGGUUUUAAUCCACCACCAAUGGGACAAUCAAAUUUUAUAAAUCAACCAAUGGGGCAUACAAGUAAUUUAAAUGAACAAUUAAAUCAGCAUAUGCGACCAAACAUUAAUGAUCCAGCUUCAGCUCAAAUAAAUAAUUUUAAUCAGCCUAAAAGUUUUGGUCAGUUACCUAAUUUGAAUCAACAACCAACAUUUCAACCUAUUCAAAGUCAUUUAAAUAAUUUUUCUCAAGCAAUUCCUCAAUCGCCCAAUUUUAAUCAGUCAUCGUCAACUUACAAUCAAAGAGCUCCAUCAGUUGAACCUCUACCAAUAAAUUACAUGAAAAAAUCUACUCCUGCUGGCUGGAAUGAUCCUCCAAUGUUGUCAACUUCUGCUCCAAUUCAAAAACCACCAACACCUGUGUCAUCAAUUCCAAUUACACAUCCGUUGUAUACAAAUAAUCCGCCUCCAAUUGAAGAAAUUGGAACUUAUAUUCCACUUCGAGGUACUAACGAAGAACAAUAUUUUAACAAUAAUAUAACACAAGGUGUAGAAGCAAUAAUAAAGCAGCCUAUUCCACAAGAGCAUGUUAAAAUUCAAGUGAUAUUGGAUGGAUUGCAAUCAAAAUUAUUAGAAGCAGCACCCACUGCUCAAACAAGAAAAAGAGUUUCAGAUAUUGCUAAAAAAUUAGAGUUGUUGUAUGACUCUUUACGAGAAAAUUCCUUGUCUGCUUAUUUGAUUCAAUGUCUACACACUAUGAUCGAUCUUGUCCUGAAAAGAGAUUACAAUGGCGCAUUUAAUAUACAUACACAACUAGUAUCGGGGCCAGAAUUUUCAAAAAUAUCUACUUUCAUGCCUUCGUUGAAAGCACUAUUUCAAAUGACUUAUCAAUAUAAUGUCAGCCUUGAAGGAUUGUGA